UGGAUACCCUAAUACAGGGGAAAGCAACUGGCGAGAGCAAAAGGGGGAUAAACAUUUUGAAAAUUUGAAGCUUUCAGAAACUAAAAUAAAGAAAAUUAAAGCAUGGCAUGUCACCCGUUAAAGCACAAAAGCUGAAGAAGACACAUUACAACACGAAAAGAAGCCACCAAAAAGAAAUAGAGAUCAUAUAGAAAUGGCUGGAGUUACAUAAUUAAACAACUCCACAAUUAUGCACUAGUUUCUACUACUGCUACUAGUACAAUAUGUAUCGAUUUAGCAACACGGUUAUCGGUUUCUUGAAUCUUUUCACACUCCUAGCUUCGAUUCCGAUCAUCGGUGGAGGCCUAUGGAUGGCGAAGAGUAGCACAACCUGUGAAGGCUUCCUUCAAACUCCGCUUCUAGUUGUGGGUUUCAUUGUUCUUGUAAUUUCUCUAGCAGGUUUCAUUGGUGCAUGUUUCCAUGUUGCAUGGGCGCUUUGGGUUUAUUUAGUGGUGAUGCUGUUUCUUAUCGCCACCUUGAUGGGUUUGACCAUUUUUGGAUUUGUGGUCACCAGCCAAGGCGGCGGAGUUCAAGUUCCCGGUAGGGUUUACAAAGAGUAUCAUCUUCAAGAUUAUUCUCCAUGGUUGAGAAACAGAAUCAAAGAUCCUGAUUAUUGGAGAACUAUUAGAAGCUGCAUAUUGGGUUCAAAAACUUGCGCCAAAAUUGCCGUUUGGACCCCUCUUGAUUAUCUUGAGCGAGACAUGUCUCCUAUACAGUCUGGUUGUUGCAAGCCGCCAACUUCGUGUACAUAUAACACGGCAACAAUGGUGGCACAAGAUCCGGAUUGUUACCGGUGGAACAAUGCUCCGACGAUGCUGUGCUACGAGUGUGACUCAUGUAAAGCUGGAGUGCUUGAAGAUGUGAGAAGGGAUUGGCGAAAGCUCUCAGUUCUUAACAUUGUGGUGCUAGUAUUUCUCAUUGGGAUUUACUCAAUCGGAUGUUGUGCUUUUCAAAAUACAAGAAGGGCAGAAACGGAGUACCCGUAUGGAGAAAACCGGAUGACCAAAGUCCGACCCAGAUGGGACUACUAUUGGUGGAGGUGGUGGAGGGACAAAAGAGAAGCACUUUAUUAAGAAAAAGCGGUGAAGGGGAAAUGUGGAAGAUGAGAGUUUCUGAAAGAAUGCAGUGAUUUGGCGAUCUAAAGAUGGGACAGAUGAGAUGGUAGAUUUUACACAAGAUAUGAGAGGAUUGGAAUUGGAGGUUGCUGCUUUUUCCCUAACUCUUAAAAUAUUGAUGGGUUCGGCUUUUGUAUACAAAACAUGGACUUUACUUUAUUUCCUAGGUGUCACGUUAUCUUUCUUCUUCCA
Mangifera indica (mango) is the source of this 1346-nucleotide messenger RNA. RefSeq names its product tetraspanin-6. Gene Ontology annotation, biological process: auxin-activated signaling pathway. The transcript has 3 exons. Gene Ontology annotation, cellular component: plasmodesma; plasma membrane. The record is from RefSeq and is a predicted model, not a curated record. Lineage: Eukaryota; Viridiplantae; Streptophyta; Magnoliopsida; Sapindales; Anacardiaceae. Bases 264 to 1112 code for a protein of 282 amino acids.